AUGAGUAUAUUGUUAGAGGGUUGGAGAGAAAAGUUAGAGGAUAGAGGACGCAGGAUCAGCAGACUGAAGACGGAAUGCAUGAAAUGCCACUUCGGAGAGGAGGAUGAGCAGGAGGUGGAUUUGGAAAUAGACCUAGAGGUACUCAGAGAGACUGAUAUCUUCACGUACUUAGGGUCUAUGGGAGCAGAGACCUGGGCAACCACCAAGAGAGAAGAGGAGCGCCUGGAUGUGAACGAAAUGAGAAUGCUGGGAUGGACUCGCGGGGUGACAAUAAGGGACAGAGUGUCUAACCGCCACUUUAGAGAAUCUCUACACGUCACUGAGGUGGCCAGGAAUCGGGAAAAGCUUGUAGAAGAACAUCUAGAUAUGCAGAAUUUGCCCACAGAGGGGGCUCUUGGACUCGUGUGGUCGGUCACCACAGAUAGUUUCGAGUUCAAAAUAAAUAUAAGAGAUAGAGAGGAAAAUGGAAGAGGAACGCUGUCAGUGGUUGGUUCCUAG
Molecule: messenger RNA, 498 nt
Organism: Penaeus indicus
Lineage: Eukaryota; Metazoa; Arthropoda; Malacostraca; Decapoda; Penaeidae
Exons: 3
Coding region: 1-498 (165 amino acids)
Source: RefSeq, a predicted model, not a curated record